UAGGAACCGAGGACUGAGGUGUCGACUGUCGAUACGCGAUAUUUUUCCUUAUUCAAUUUAAUUUCAGUUCAGUCUCGUUUCAUUGACGUUCCCCUUGUUUGUAAAUAAUCACCACUGGAAAUAAUACGCAAUGUGAAAUUACGCGCAUUCCUCAAUCGGGUGCACAUUACGUAAACUCGCUAUCGAUGUUAAUUAACUAUGUUACAAUAAGUUCCUAACCUAGAGGAAGAGUUGUUGAUUUGUGUUGUUUGAUAAACAAAUGUGAGAUAAUGCCGCCGUUUAGAAGAAAGAAGACUGCCAAGUCGUUCCCAGUUAAAGUGUGCACUCUGGACGCGGAAUUGGAAUUCAACCUUGAGUGGAGAGCAACUGGCAGGGAUUUAUUUGACCUGGUGUGUAGGACCAUAGGGUUGAGGGAAACAUGGUUUUUUGGACUCCAAUUUGAGGACACAAAACAUUUUAUAAGCUGGCUGAAGUUGGAUAAAAGAGUGCAAGACCAGUGUGUGUCCCAAAUGCCAGGGACCCCUUUUAUGCUGUUGUGCAAGCUGUACCCAGAAGAUGUGGCGGAAGAGCUGAUCCAAGAAGUGACCCAGCAUCUGCUGUUCCUGCAGGUCAAGCAAGCCAUCCUCAGCAUGGACAUCUACUGCCCUCCUGAAGCCUCUGUGUUACUGGCCAGCUAUGCGGUUCAGGCUAAGUAUGGCGAUUACGAUGAAAGCGCCUAUAAACCUGGCAUGCUAGCCAGCGAAGACCUACUGCCCCAGCGAGUGAUAGACCAGUACCAGAUGACUCCCGAGAUGUGGGAAGAAAGAAUCAAAAUAUGGUAUGCGGACCACAAAGGCAUGUCACGAGACGAGGCUGAGAUGGAGUAUCUGAAAAUAGCACAGGAUUUGGAUAUGUAUGGUGUCAACUAUUUCGCUAUUAAUAAUAAGAAAGAAACAGACCUAUAUCUAGGAGUGACAGCAUUAGGCCUCAAUAUAUACGAAAAGGAUAACAAAUUGACGCCAAAAACCACCUUCCCGUGGUCGGAGAUCAAGCACAUAUCAUUUGACGACAAAAAGUUUGUCAUCAAGUUUGUGGAGAAGACUGUCACUAACUUCAUAUUCUUCUCUCCCAAGGGAAUGAAUAAACUGAUAUUGGAUCUGUGUAUCGGUAACCAUGACUUGUACAUGCGGCGCCGGAAACCAGAUACUAUGGAGGUUCAACAAAUGAAAGCGCAGGCGAAAGAAGAGAAACAGCGUCGUCAAAUAGAACGCAACAAGCUAGCCCGCGAAAAACAAUUGCGAGAGGCCGCGGAGAGGGAACGAGCUGCCAUGGAGCAGAGACUGCUGCAGUACCAGGAGGAGAUACGACUGGCCAACGAGGCGCUCCGUCGCUCGGAAGAAACGGCGGAAUUAUUAGCGGAGAAAGGGAGAGUGGCCGAGGAAGAAGCGUCCUUGUUGGCGCAGAAGGCCGCCGAUGCGGAGAGAGAGAAUGCGCGGUUACGGCUCUCCGCCAUUAGGACUGAAGAAGAAAAAGUACAUUUAGAACGUAAAACAAGAGAAGCAGAGUUCCUAACGGCGCGACUAGUAGAAGAGUCAGAGAAGCGCGCGGCUGAAGCGGAGAGACUGAAGGCGGAGUUAGUGUCGGCGAGAGUAGCAGAGAAGCAGGCCAAAGAGAAGCUACUCAAUUUCCUCAGUAGGACAUCCAACGGUUCUCUACCUCCCCCCCCACCGGUGCCCAUAUCAUUGUUCCCAUCGACGUGCUCUCUGCCGGCCGAGUUGGGCGAGACUGCGGGUACCACCUGCGGCGGCACCAGUGACGGAGAACUGAAUUCCUACCAGCUCGUGCCGGAUGACUCCGACCCUCACAUGCACAGGCUCUCGCUGGAGAUUGAGAAGGAGAGAGUGGAGUACCUGGCCAAGUCCAAACAUCUCCAACAACAGUUAGACGAACUCCGCUGCGAGUUCUCAGUGCUACGCGUGGAGCAAAACGGCGCCACGCUCGACCGGCUACACGAGGCACAAGCGCGCGCGGGCGACGACAAGUACAGCACGCUGCGGAAACUGAAGCAAGGCUCCACCCGGACCAGGGUCGCCUUCUACGAGGAGCUGUGAGAUAGUACUGGAUUACUUUGGAGUACUGGAUAGUUUCAAAAUUGUAUAUGAUUUAAUAGCAAUACUGAGCAGCCAAUCACAAAGUCCUACAAAAUAUAUUGAGAUAUAUUCAAUCAAAAUAUUUCUA
Maniola jurtina (meadow brown) is the source of this 2217-nucleotide messenger RNA. It is a transcript of the gene Mer, whose product is annotated as merlin. Gene Ontology annotation, molecular function: actin binding; cell adhesion molecule binding. Gene Ontology annotation, cellular component: filopodium; apical part of cell; adherens junction. The transcript is spliced from 13 exons. Gene Ontology annotation, biological process: positive regulation of protein localization to early endosome; regulation of organelle assembly; positive regulation of early endosome to late endosome transport. Lineage: Eukaryota; Metazoa; Arthropoda; Insecta; Lepidoptera; Nymphalidae. The record is from RefSeq and is a predicted model, not a curated record. The coding region runs from base 270 to 2090 and encodes 606 amino acids.